Molecule: messenger RNA, 931 nt
Organism: Pseudonaja textilis
Lineage: Eukaryota; Metazoa; Chordata; Lepidosauria; Squamata; Elapidae
Gene: SNRPD3
Product: small nuclear ribonucleoprotein D3 polypeptide
Biological process (GO): spliceosomal snRNP assembly; RNA processing
Cellular component (GO): spliceosomal complex
Molecular function (GO): RNA binding
Source: RefSeq, a predicted model, not a curated record
CCCCCGCGGAGAGCGGCGUGCCAUAGAGGCGGCGGGGCAGAGCGUCGCGCGCGCGCGGGGCAGGCCGGGAGCUCCUCUUCUUCCUCCUCCUCCUCCUUCCUCGGGCCGCCAUGUCCAUCGGGGUGCCGAUCAAGGUGCUGCACGAGGCCGAGGGGCACAUCGUCACCUGCGAGACCAACACGGGCGAGGUCUACCGCGGGAAGCUCAUCGAGGCCGAGGACAACAUGAACUGCCAGAUGUCCAACAUCACCGUGACCUACCGCGACGGGCGCGUGGCGCAGCUGGAGCAGGUCUACAUCCGCGGCAGCAAGAUCCGCUUCCUGAUCCUGCCCGACAUGCUGAAGAACGCGCCGAUGCUGAAGAGCAUGAAGAACAAGAACCAGGGCUCGGGCGCCGGGCGCGGCAAGGCCGCCAUCCUCAAGGCGCAGGUGGCUGCAAGAGGAAGGGGACGAGGAAUGGGACGUGGCAACAUUUUCCAGAAGCGGCGGUAACUUGGGAACAAACCCUGCUUUGCUGAAGACAAAAGUGUGCUGUUUGUAUUUGUGUGUACUUUAAUAAAUAUGUUUCUUACAAAAUAGGAAGAGAGCAUCUGCUGUGCGUUGUUGACUUAACUGUGUAUAAUGAUCACCUUAAAUGCCAGUUCCCAUACUGCUUGUAGUAGCUAUGGUACACGACUCAGGAGCUGUUUUUUAAAAAUAAAAACUGAAAUUAAUUAAACUAAAACCAGUCACCUGCCUUUUAGGUGAUAUUAAGAGGACGAUCUUUGAGGGUAGCUUUCCUAUAUGAAGUUUAAUAAACCAUUUGUUAGCAGUGGUUUUUAAUAAACCAUUUGUUAGCAUUAAAAGAAUGGCCAUGAGCUUUAAAAUGUCCGGUUUGAUUUUUAAAAUAAUUUAUUAUAUUUUCAAUUAAUCAGUAAACCCACAUCUCUGGG